UUAACGUUAUUUGAUUAUCAAAACUACGAAAAGAAUUUUUCGGCCCUUCAAAAGAAAAUGGAUGCCUUUCUCGAACAUCUCAUAGAUCAACAUCGGUUAUCUAACGACGGUAACUCAAUGAUUGACCACUUACUUGUUUUACAAGAAAAACAACCGGACUACUAUACUAAUGAAAUUAUCAAAGGUCUAUUACUAGUAAGUGAUCUAAUUAUCCAUCAUGGAGUUCUUCAUUUUUUUUUUUUAUUUGAGUUUCACUUUUUAAACAAAUUUGUACAUGUAGUUUAUGAUACUUGCUGGGACGGAUACAUCAUGGAUAACAUUGGAAUGGGCAUUGUCAUUAUUAGUAAAUCACCCCGAUGUAUUAAAGAAGGUGGCGACCGAGCUAGAUGCCCAAAUUGGCCAAGACCGCCUAUUGGAUGAAUCUGAUCUUGCUAAACUCCCUUAUCUCCAUGGAGUGAUUUUGGAGACCCUUCGAAUGUUCCCAGCAGGACCACUCCUUGUCCCCCACAUGUCGUCGGAGGAUUGCAAGAUUGUUGGAUUCGACGUUCCUCGUGGAACAGUAUUAAUAGUAAAUGCAUGGGCCAUUAAUAGGGAUCCUGAUAUUUGGGAAGAAGUGGAAAUGUUUAAGCCCGAUAGAUUUGAAGAUGGAGAAGCUGAAAGUGGAUACAAGCUAAUGACAUUCGGGAUGGGUAGAUGGGCUUGUCCUGGAGUAGCCCUAGCUUAUCGAAUUAUGGGAUUGGCAUUGGGCUCGUUGAUCCAAUGCUUUCAUUGGAAGAGACUAAGUGAGAAUGAAUUGGUUGAUUUAAGUGAGGGGAAGGGUCUCUCCAUGCCUAAAGCUCAACCACUUGAGGUCUUGAGGACAAGUGUGAUAAUGAUGGAUAAAGGGGAUAAGUUCUGA
Impatiens glandulifera is the source of this 898-nucleotide messenger RNA. Its product is annotated as cytochrome P450 81Q32-like. Bases 284 to 898 code for a protein of 204 amino acids. The record is from RefSeq and is a predicted model, not a curated record. Gene Ontology annotation, molecular function: heme binding; oxidoreductase activity, acting on paired donors, with incorporation or reduction of molecular oxygen; monooxygenase activity. NCBI's taxonomy places the organism in Eukaryota, Viridiplantae, Streptophyta, Magnoliopsida, Ericales, Balsaminaceae. The transcript is spliced from 2 exons.